AUGUCAAAAUUAUUUACAGAUGAAGUUGAAGAUGGAGAUGAAAUGACAAUGUUGGUAUGUCAAUGGUUAGAAGAAAGAGGAUUUGAACAAUCGUUGGAGACAUUACAACGAGAUAGUGGAAAGACAUAUAAUGCAAGUUGUGUAAAGAUGGGUAGUCAAUUGACCACCAUUUACAAUGACUAUCUCGAUUUACAAGUAUCUGCUCAACUCAAUGGAAUGACAAUCGACAAUGAAUCGGAAAUAGAUGAUGAUCUAAAGUUUGCUGCCGACUCUACUGUAUCCUACCCACACACUCUUGAAAAGGAUCUCACUCAUGUUCACUCUCAAAACAUCCUUGCUCUUAGAUUCGCUGCCAUUCAAGAAAGUACUCUUUUAGUAUCUGCAUCAACUGACAAGACUAUCAAAGUUAUCGAUGCUGCCACCUAUGAAGUACUCAAUACCUUUGUAGAUCUUGCAUUGGCUCCUUUUAUCUCUCUCGAUUUCAACCCAAUCCAUCCAAACCUUUUAUUGGCUAGUUCUGUAGAUGGUAGUACCGUUCUCUUGGAGAUUAGUAACGAUGGUAAAGAUGGAAAGGUAUUACAACAAUUCAAAAACCAUGUCAAAUAUGUUGUACGUGCUAGAUGGAGUCCAUGUGGAACCAAAUUUGCCACUUGCUCUUAUGAUAAAACUCUUUGUCUCUAUACAUUAUCAAAUCAAGAUCAAUGGCAAUUUAAUAUGAUCAAAUCAUUUGAAUUUCAAUUUAAUUUAGAAUCUUUAAUUUUUACUCCUGAUUCAAAAAAAGUGAUUACAGCAUGUAGAGAAACCAAUUAUUUACAAUAUAUUGAUACAGAAGAUUUCUCAAUUGAAAAGUAUAAUAUGAAUUCAAAUGGUGAUGAUCAUGUUAGUUUUUCUGCCAUGGAAUUUUCAAUUACACCAAAUCAAAAAUAUUUAUUGGUAUCUACCGAUCGUAAUCGUCUAAUCCUUUUCAAGUUACAUAGUGAUCAACAACUUCGUAAUUUCUAUGGUGCUUUUAAUGAUGAAUUUGUUACUACUCGUAAUACUUUUAAUUUAUCUGGUAAUUUUGUUUAUUCUACAUCACAAGAUAAUAAUAUUUAUGUUUGGGAUAUAUCAACACAAAAAAUUGUAUCAAAAUUAAAAUCACAUACAUCAUCAAUUCGUGAUCUUACUAUUCAUCCAACUCUUGGUUGGUUAGCAUCAUGUUCAUUUGAUAAAAAGAUUUGUCUUUGGAAAUAA
Molecule: messenger RNA, 1233 nt
Organism: Cavenderia fasciculata
Lineage: Eukaryota; Evosea; Eumycetozoa; Acytosteliales; Cavenderiaceae
Exons: 3
Coding region: 1-1233 (410 amino acids)
Molecular function (GO): protein binding
Source: RefSeq, a predicted model, not a curated record